Suillus subalutaceus is the source of this 573-nucleotide messenger RNA. RefSeq lists its product as uncharacterized. NCBI's taxonomy places the organism in Eukaryota, Fungi, Basidiomycota, Agaricomycetes, Boletales, Suillaceae. The record is from RefSeq and is a predicted model, not a curated record. The coding region runs from base 33 to 260 and encodes 75 amino acids. The transcript has 3 exons.
CCUAUACGGUACUAGACUCGCUCUUUUUUUCCAUGUUUCAUGUUCUGCACUCGCUUGUGCCUUUGUUUUUUUCAUAUCUGUGUAUUUCUGUGCUUGCUCGUGCUCAUCCGCACACGUCUGCACUCAUUUUCGCUCGUUUUCACAUGUCUGCACUCGGUUUCACACCCAUUCUCACUUGUGUGUGGGAAGGAGGUGUAAGGGGUGCUACUCCGUUGACGAUGGAAUUCCCUUUGUUCCGCUUUGAUGAACCGCUCGCUUAGAUAUAAAGGCAUGCCCUUGCUUUCCGUAUCUUUAGUGAAUUAACUCCCACUCACUCAUCACUCAUGAUCCAUCAAUUCCCGUCGAACUCAUUACCAGCCUUACACACACCCCUGCAGAAGUUCAAAGGCCAUGAAAAAAGCAUAAGCGCAGUCGUAGUUUUCCCCGAUAAACGACGGAUGGUUACGGGCUCAAACGACAAGACGCUUCGUCUGUGGGACCUGAAGACAGGUGUUAUGUUGAAGAAGAUGGAGGGACAUCGCAAUCGGGUGUGGAAAUUGGUGGUAUCACAAGAUGGGCAAUUGAUAGCAAGCG